Messenger RNA from Pocillopora damicornis (cauliflower coral), 1500 nucleotides. RefSeq names its product adhesion G-protein coupled receptor D1-like. Lineage: Eukaryota; Metazoa; Cnidaria; Anthozoa; Scleractinia; Pocilloporidae. The record is from RefSeq and is a predicted model, not a curated record.
GGCCGAGGACGAGACUAUUCUGCAAAUUAUCACCAAAGUGGGAUUAAGCUUUUCUAUCACCGGAAUACUUUUGACAAUUAUUGUGUAUUCCUUCAUCACAGAUGUUCGUCAGCCUCUUUCUCAAAUACGAUUGAGUUUUUCUGUGUCACUCGGAGCUGGUCAAAUAAUCUUUCUCGCCGGUAUAAAGGCCACAGAAAAUAGGGCUUCCUGUGUUACAGCAGCAGUUCUCUCACAGUAUUUCCUGAUGGCCGCUUUCUGUUGGAUGAUGGUCGAGGGAGUUUAUCUUUAUCUGUUUGCUAUGAAAGUUUAUAACAUUGGCGACAAGAUGCACACGUAUCACAUCAUCUCAUGGGGUUUUCCGAUCGUCAUGGUGGGCAUUUCAUUGAGCGUUGCGGCUGGAAAAGAUGGAAUUCAAAGUUAUACCAGUGACAAAUGUUGUUGGCUGUCCUCGACUAACAACCUGAUCUGGAUAUUCGUCGCAUUUGUGGCGCUCGUUGAAGUUGUCAACAUUUUGAUACUCAUCCAGGUCCAUAAAAAGAUGAGCACACUAGUGCAGCCAAUGGUGGAAGACAAGCAUUUCCGGCAGAUACGAGUUAGCAUUAAAACAUGCGCAAUGAUGGUGCCACUACUGGGCGUCACGUGGUUAUUUGGUCUUUUGUUACCCUUACACAAAGCUUUCGCCUAUAUUUUCACCAUCUUAAACUUCACUCAGGGUUUCUUGAUUUUCGCCCUUCACCGUAUGCGAAACAGACAGAUUAGAGAGCGAUUGAGGAGUAGGCUGAAAACCAUUUUUCCAUAUGCAGACGAUGGAAACUUUGCAGAGAAGAGCUCACAACGUAACCUAAGUGAUGCCGGAAAUGUAUCUUCAAUUGAGCUUGGUCAGGAUCGAGAUGUCAGCAAAGUCAGGCCUUCUGUGUCCGCUUGCUAGUCAGUACAGCAAUGUUUUGAAUAAGUUGUGGUUUAGUGCUAAUAUUUGUUGAGAAAUUUUUGCAUAAAGGAGGGCAGUGAAAGGUACCCUAGCAAAUCGUGAGUAUCGCGAAGUAUUAUCCGAUCACGAAAUCUCUGCUCAAAGUCCAACUUUUUUUUUAAUAGGCGAUAUUCUCUUAUAAAAGAUAGCUAGAAUGGCUUGAAGCCAACACAGUGGGCAACAAAAACCGCCCAGGGGCCCGUGUGUGAAUGGGCUGGAAGCAACUUCAAUAAGCAACACGAAUACCCCAUCCACACCAGCAAAACAUGUUUUAGUUACACCGGGUUUAACUGAACAAAACUACGAACCAGAGAACUGAAAAUCUGAAUUUUCCAAAGGAUUCAAAUAGUAAAUAACUUGUAUUCUCAAUGUGCUAAAUUUUUGAAGCCGACGAACAUCGCUUUAAGCAGCUUCUUUGAAGAAAAUAAAUUUAAUGAAAUAGCUUUAAAACAUGCUUAUGCUUUGGGUGAAUGUGGCAUAAGAUAAUGUCAAGGAGUUUCUAAUUUAGUAGCUUUUAAGCUGUUUAGUUUCGG